UUUGGCCCAAAUACCAUAUAUAACUAUUGUAACUCUAGAGGCAGUGCAUCUCUUGAUUCUUUCUUCCCAUAAAAAUAGAACAACAGGCGAAGCAGGCCAAGUCACUCCCUCAAAGCCUUAGCCUAUCUUCUGCUCCAGCAGCAACGUGACUCCCUCGCCUUUUGUUUUUACUUGCUCUAUCUCUUCUCUUCAUCACUGUUUUGUUUAUAAACCGAACCGGACUAGACAUCGGUUUCCGGUUAAAACGGUUUGACCGUACGGUCCGGUUCGAUUUUUUAGAACAUUGCCUGAUAACCGUUCAUUCAUCAUCAACCGUGAGAGCUUCAAUGGCUUCGCGCUUUUUCUUCCUCCUCCGUACCAACGCCAUCAAUAAAUCCUCCAAAGCCCUAAUCCCAACCCUUCCAAACCCUAUUUUCUCCAUUUUCAGUUCGCAAUUGUCCACCUCCUUCCUCGUCACCAAAACCCCAAAGAAGCUCCGAAAGAAGCGCAAGAAAAAGGACAGUCCAAGAACCAAGCUCGUUCAGACCCAACCCAACCUCAUUCCUCACCUUGAGCGCAUUGUCGAACGCGACGCGCUCUUCAGAUUCAUCAACAAAACCAAGCAAUUCCUCUCCGCCCAACCGGAGCACGUGCUACGCCUCGACGACGCCGGGAAACUCCAUCGCGAGCUAGGGUUCCCUCGCGGCCGCAAUGUCACGCGCUUCAUCCUCCGCCACCCGCUCCUCCUCCAGACCUACCGCCACACCGACGGCAAGAUGUGGUUAGGGUUCACUGAUCUCAUGGAAGACCUUCUCUUGGAGGAGCAAGCAAUCAUGGAUUCCAUGGAGCAAGACCGCGUUGCAAAGGUACGAAAAUUGCUCAUGAUGACGUCACAAAAGCGUGUUCCUUUAAGCAAAAUUCACCACUGUAGAACCUUGUUCGGCAUACCUGACGAUUUCAGGGACCGGGUGAAGAAAUACCCGAAUUACUUUCGGGUUGUGGAUGGUGGUGGCGGGAAGAGGGUCCUUGAGUUGGUUAAUUGGGAUCCUCUGUUAGCGGUGACCGCAAUUGAGAGGGGAUUCGUGGUUAAUGAGGAUGGUGCUAAGAGGAAGUUUAGGUUUCCUGUGAAGUAUGGUCGGGAUUUGGGUUUGGAAUUGGAGGAUACUAGGAAGCUGAACUUGUUGAACACUUUGCCUUUGGUUUCGCCUUAUUCGGAUGGGUCGAAGUUGGAUGUGUGGACCAUUGAAGCGGAGAAGUUUAGGGUUGGUGUGGUUCAUGAAUUUUUGAGCUUGACAUUGGAGAAGAAGGCAUCAAUUCACCACCUUGUGGAGUUCAAGGAAGAGUUUUGUUUGACAAAGCAUACUUACCAUAUGCUGUUGAAGCAGCCAAGGGCAUUUUAUUUGGCGGGGACUGAGAUGAACUGGGUUGUGUUCCUGAAGGAUGCUUAUGAUGAGAGUGGUAAUUUGGUUGAUAAGGAUCCACAGGUGGUGUUCAAUGAGAAGUUGUUUAAGUACGCUCAGAUGCAAGAAAUGGGAACUGGUUCUGAGGCUAUGGAAAUGGAAUGAUUAACUUGAGUUUUCUGAAUGGCGAUGCCGUGUUGUGUUGUGUUAUUGUAUUUACCGGGAUUGGAAUGAACCUGAAAAAUGAGGUUGUGGAUUUAUGAGUGAAUGUUUAUGGAACUAGUUGCAACUGGCAGGUGAUUUAACUAUAAAUUGUAAUUUUGUAUAACAGCAUCGCAUUGGAACUUCAAUAAAUGGUAGUCAAGUUCAACUCAGGCUUGAGAAAGGAUCUUCCUGCUUGGAAUGAUGGGUGCUCUAAGAUGAAAACUCAAAGAUUAGAAUGAAAUGGCUUUCUGAUACUAUAGAUGAACACGACGUCUCUUUGGAUAAUUCAUUCUGUUCUGGUGAUUGGCUUGACAUGUAUUCACCAGUUCCCAGGAUGAAAGAAGAGGUUGGGGAGAAAUUAAAGUUGAUAAUGUCUUGUCUUAGAUGGUUUGGCUUGCACACAUGAACAUUGCAUAGGUGGCAACCAUUUUAGUUUGUCGACCACAUCCUCUCAUCUAACCACACUAUAAGAUUCUGUCUACUAACGUGUAAUAUAAUAUCAUGGUUUCAUUUGUUUCAAGACUUUCAUAA
Messenger RNA from Arachis ipaensis, 2114 nucleotides. RefSeq names its product Ubiquitin carboxyl-terminal hydrolase family protein. Lineage: Eukaryota; Viridiplantae; Streptophyta; Magnoliopsida; Fabales; Fabaceae. The record is from RefSeq and is a predicted model, not a curated record. Gene Ontology annotation, molecular function: RNA binding.